GAUGCGAAGUGUUACCAUUCUUUUGACUUUGGCCAUUUUGGCAACCAUUCUGGUUAGGAGCAGCGAUGCUGCAGCCUGUACGACGGGUCAGGAUCCUGCUACGGAUGGCUGCACUGACUGCGCCGCGGAUCCAACACAUGCCGACUGCACGACAACAACAACAGCGGCGACGCCUGCAGCUGAAAGCUCAACGACAGCAGCAGCUGAAAGCGAAACGACUACAACAACUACAACCACGACCACCACCACCACGACCAGCUCUCUGGCUACACAAUUGGCUACGGCUAGGCGCAGGAACCGCAGACUCAGACGCAGAUAUAAUCGCAUGAUGGCAAGACAGCGCAGAGCGCAAAGAGCUCUGAGGCGUCAAGUUGCCAAUAGCCAGCGCCAACGGGUAAUGCAGAAUAACAACAGGAGGAACAGGAACAGGAACAUCAUGCGCAACAGACGUCGCAACAGGCUUGGUUAAGCAUCAAUUGUUGUAAAAACUAUUCUAAAUAAAUCACAUGUGCAGCUCAAAUA
Molecule: messenger RNA, 522 nt
Organism: Drosophila busckii
Lineage: Eukaryota; Metazoa; Arthropoda; Insecta; Diptera; Drosophilidae
Product: protein new-glue 3-like
Exons: 1
Coding region: 2-469 (155 amino acids)
Source: RefSeq, a predicted model, not a curated record